Messenger RNA from Bolinopsis microptera, 2819 nucleotides. Its product is annotated as dynein, cytoplasmic 1, intermediate chain 2a-like. Gene Ontology annotation, biological process: transport along microtubule. Bases 1 to 1794 code for a protein of 597 amino acids. Gene Ontology annotation, cellular component: cytoplasmic dynein complex. The record is from RefSeq and is a predicted model, not a curated record. Gene Ontology annotation, molecular function: dynein heavy chain binding; dynein light chain binding. NCBI's taxonomy places the organism in Eukaryota, Metazoa, Ctenophora, Tentaculata, Lobata, Bolinopsidae. The transcript has 13 exons.
AUGGCUGAUAAUGACGUGAAGUCCAAGCUAGAAGCUAAAAAGAAGAGGCUCGAAGAGUUAAAGAAAGCUCGAAUCAAUCGCCAAAAGCCUACUCCGACCCCAGUGAAGGAAGUUGCAGCAACACAACACAUCAAUGUCGACUCUUUGAUAUCUGACAUCCCAGAUCCAAGGGUUGCCAACAACUCCAACAGCCCAGUAGCCAAUGAUAACAAAGAAACUGCGUUAUCACCGCAGCCAAAUGCUACAGCAAAUGCUGCUAAUAAUAAUAACGUCAGAUACCGAUUACCAAAGUUAUCUCAAACUAAAGUAAAGAAUGUGGAUAUCCAACCUGCUGAACAUAUAGAGUAUCCGAAGUGCACCCAAACUGAUGAAUCACAUUUACAGCAAAUAAUUAAAGAGAAAGAGGAGCAGUUGCGGACAGAGGAAGAAGAGCGUAAGAAGAAAGAAGAUGAGUUGGAGAAGAUAAACGACGCAGUUACUGAUGAAAACAAAGAGAAGGAAGAGGAAGAAGUAGUGUUACAAGAACUGUCCGACGAGCAGAAACAGCAAAUUAUGACGUCACAGGACUUCAGAUCUUUCUUUGACAGCGCAGCUCGUAUCGUUGAGAAGGCGCUUUGUGAAGAGAUAGAUGUGGGGUUCCUGUACAGUGGAGAGGGCCUUUUAGACAGUGGAGAUAAUGCGGAUGAACUGCUCCGACAAAACCGAGUAUUCGAGGACGAGCGUUGGACGCGCAACCGUAGCGUCACUUCUUUCGACUUCAACUCUAAGUACCCUGAACUAAUUCUAGUUAGUUACAACAACAACGAAGAGGCCCCAAAUGAGCCGGAGGGCGUGGUCCUGGUGUGGAACAAAAAGUUCUCUAAAACCUCUCCUGAAUACAUCUUCCAUUGCCAGUCUCCCGUGAUGGCAGCGUGUUUCGCCCGAUUCCAACCCCAUCUCAUUCUCGGUGGAACUUACAGUGGCCAGAUUGUGGCAUGGGACAUGAGGGCCGGAAAACGGACGCCUAUCCAACGCUCACCCUUAUCUGCAUCCGCUCACACGCAUCCAGUCUACUGUUUACAAGUGGUGGGCACACAAAACGCACACAAUUUGAUAUCAAUAGCAACUGAUGGUAAACUCUGUUCCUGGAGUUUGGAUAUGUUGUCCCAACCCCAAGAUACGCUAGAGUUGCAGCAGAAAACUAAGACGGUGGCCGUUACCACCAUGUCAUUUGCUCUGGGCGAGGUUAACAGUUUCCUAGUUGGAAGUGAGGAAGGGACCCUGUACUCUUCCUCCCGGCACGGGAACAAAGCUGGGAUAAACGAGGCUUUUGAGGGCCAUCACGGGCCCGUUACCGGCCUGGACUAUAACAAGGCUGUAGGUCAGGGAGAUUUCUCUCACCUUUUCAUAUCAUCUUCCACUGAUUGGACUGUAAAGCUCUGGAACAACAAGCUCAGUAAACCAUUAUACUCGUUCGAGAACGCCAACGAUUACGUGUUCGACGUAAAAUGGUCCCCGAUCCAUCCUGCUGUCUUUGCCUCGGUGGACGCCAUGGGCAAAGUGGACAUUUGGAACAUCAAUACUGACACUGAGGUGCCAGUGGUUUCCCUGCAAACAAACACUCGCACUGCGCUAAAUCGUAUGCAGUGGUCCUCCAACGGGAAGGAGCUUCACAUAGGCGACUGUGAUGGAAAAGUCUACAUGUAUGAGUUAAAGGAGAAAUUGGCCGUGCCACACAACGAAGAGUGGAAGAGACUAAACGACACCUUGAACGAGAUGCAGCAGCGAGUAACAGAAGUCCCCUUAGCUGUAUAGACAGACACAAGGAUAUGGUAUCUUGUAUAUAUUUUGUAGAGAUGUGAAGUAGGUUGCAUGGAUUGCAAACUAUCUACGCGAGGCGUCUACUCGAAGGUCUUUCUGUUUUGGGAAGUGUUACUUUACCUUCAGUCGUUGCUCGAUCGAUUUGUUAAAAAAUCAGACUGUACGUACAACAUUUGGUACUUGGGCUACCAUCGGAAAAUGAUUAUUCCUUGCCCCCUGAAAGUUUGUUGGUUCCAGCUCGUGGUGGAGAAUUUUGUUUGUAUUUGUUUCCUCUGUCAAAUACUGCUUUUAGUUUUCUUGAUCGCUUCGGGAUUUUGACCUUUUAGUAACCGGGAUUACAGUUUAUUACACAUAGGGAAUUUUCUAUUUACGGAGCUUUUUUGAUUAAAAGCCACUAUUUUUAGCUUUUGUUAAUACUAUGGUGAUUAUUAACUGUAUGUGACUAUUUAAUAAUGCAAUUUUCAAACGUAACGUGACAAUCAAAAUACCCUUUUUGUGAAAACAUUGAUAAAUAUUAAGUGUGUGUACUCUCUGCGGGGUUUUACGUUUUAACAAAUUUCUCUUGAUUGCUGUUUUGACCCUCCAAAACACACCAAUGAGUCAUCAACUUCUGUAAGCUUUUAUUCCAUCUACUUCCUUUAUGCUUUAGCAAAAUUAUGUUAGGCUGCAACCUGCGCAACAAGUUUACCUGCAUAUUGCAAAACUUAAUAAUCGCAUUCAAGGUGCGGUCGUUCUUGGAUCUCGGUUAUUUAAACUGUACGCAAUAGUUAAUUUAUGAAGAGGCAUUGAAACAUCUUACAAUGUUGAUUAUAUUUGUACAAUUGGAACACGAUACGCUUCUUUCACUUCUCUUUUUUACUCUAUUAGGGAUUGUUUAAUGUUUACACACAUCAUGUAUAACCAAUAUUACAUGAACCAGAUGUUGGCCGAAAUUAUGUGAAGAAAUUACAAUCAUCCGCCUCCUAAUAUGUUGGUUUAACGUAAUAUGUAAACAAUCCUUUAUAAAAAUUGAUAUUACC